UCCACCGCUUCCGCCGCAUCCCAAGUCGCCGUCCUCCCGAUCCCCCCUCCCCUCCUCUUCCUCUGCUCCGGACACCCCAUCUCCGUCGAACCGGACGCCCCAUCCACCUCUGGACGGCCCUCCACCUCUACGGGUGGCGGCGGCGUCGGCGUCGGCGUCGGCGUAGCAAGGUCAGUGAGAAAUGGCGCCGCCCGGGUCGCGCCGGUGGGCGUACGUGCGGAUCAUGGCCGGCACCAUCCUCGGCGGCGGCCUCGGCUUCUACGUCAUGCACCGCAUCGAGACCUCCUACAAGGUGAGGAUGGAGGAGAGGCUGCGGAGGUACGAGGCGCACACGCUCGCCAAGGAGAAGGAGGCGCAGCAGCUCCAGGACGAGGGGCGCCGCGAGGACCAGGCGCAGGUCUUGCCGGACUCGUGAUUUCCUCUCAACUCUCAUCCUCAUGCUCAGGCUCGCCUUCCCGAGCUGUUUGAACAUAAUCUAGCGGCACAAAGCUCCCGAGAAGUAUCUGCCAUGUACUUCUGGCGCCUACUUUGUGAACAUGAAGAGUUCUUUUUCUUCUUGCCCUUUUUUUGUGGAGAUGAGUGUGCAUCAGUUGAGAGUUGAGCCUAACUGCAAGUACUGUAACAUUCGGACCUGCUGUGAAAAUUGAUGGUAGCUGUAUGAGUAUGCUUCGAUCGCAACUUUCAACAUGCCACCUGCAGGGUUAGGGUGUGGGUAAUGCUCGCCCAAACCCGUACCUGUACCUCGGGUUCCAUAUUGUUUCCAUACCCGUACCUGGCCGGGUGUGGAUAAUACCUAUGGAUAAAAAUAUCCAUUUCGGGCACCUUUCGGUUCACAUUUUAUCAUGUAUAAUUUUAGCAUUUCCGUAUGUAAACACGACAUUUAAGCAUGUAUAUUAGCAUUUCAGCCGAGGUGAGAUGA
This is a messenger RNA of Triticum dicoccoides, 919 nucleotides long. RefSeq lists its product as uncharacterized. The record is from RefSeq and is a predicted model, not a curated record. The transcript is spliced from 3 exons. Bases 182 to 415 code for a protein of 77 amino acids. Lineage: Eukaryota; Viridiplantae; Streptophyta; Magnoliopsida; Poales; Poaceae.